AGGCCAGAGCAACCGGAGCAAGUUGUCACUGAAAGUGUCGAAGUGGAGCCAGCUUGCAAGCGAGUUAAACCCAACAAUGAUAAAGUUUCAUUCAAAAUUCAUUCAAAAUGAACAUGUAUGAAUGCAGGGCAGGCUUUGUUUUUCUGUCUGAUACUUUUGUUUUUGUUCUUGUUGACGGUGAAUACAGACGUACACGACGGCGAUACAACAUCGGAGAUAGUCGAUAAGACACCAGCAACAGAAGCGGCCUCUGGUAAGUUUAGGUCGUUAUUUUCUUUGGAUGUUUUGAUAAAACUAGAGGUAAUACCGUAGUCACUCGAUAUUUGUUUUAUCGAUAUACGGUUUGCUGGAUCUUCCAGAUGAAAUUGUUUUGAAAAUUCUUCAAUACCCGGCGCUAUCAUCAGUCAUUCACAGCUUGUCAAGUACAUGCAAGCGAAUAUUCCAGCUAUCCCAUACUGCUGUGUUAUGGAAACGUUUUACAUUACAUGAUACAGGGCGUCCUCCUCGUUCUACACGAGGCAUAGUUUUAAAGGCAUAUUUGAGGGGCACUGUAAACAUUUUCAGCAUUUAUAUUUCAACGGCGAGUUCGAAAAAGAUUUUUUUCCUUUGGUUUACUAAUCGUAAUGUUACACGAACUUUUAGCCUGCGUAGCAAGUGUUUCCAGUCGAGUUACAGCACGAGAGUUAGAGCGGGAGCAAAAAAAAAAAUUGGAAGGGGGAGGGGGAGGGGAGAAGAGGAAACGCUUGCCCGCAAGCCCCACGAUUCUGGAAAACGCCCCUAGAUAUUUCACGGUUCGGUUCAUUUGUAAAUUGACAGCUCGUCAAGAUAGAUAACAAAUAGAUUACCAGAUUUGAAAAAAUUACUUUGUUCCCUAAAACACGCUCCACGCGAUUGCAAAACUGUAAUAAAAAGAAGCUUUACUAUAAAAGAAGGUUGAAACUCUAAGGGAUUGCUGCGGAAUUUCUUGUUCUUUAUAGUUGAGUUAAAAUUUUAACGUUAUGUGGCUUUAUUUCAUCUGAAACCUUGUCAAAACGUCGCAAAGAAAUGAUUUGUCCGGAACGAUUCACUCCGCCGGCUAUGAGUUUUGCAGAGCAGCUGCUCUCCAUAGGCUAGCCAGUGUCGAAAAGUUCACUACAAUACAUGCUGCUCAAUUUCCAAUCACUUGUCCAUGGCGGCUCUAGCUACUGUCUAGUACUCGAUGUUCUGGUUUACGUUGAUGUUAUUUCCAACAAACAGUCCAUUUUUUUCCAGUCAGAUACGUACCCCGUCAUUCCCAAUACUGAAUUGGCCUUGACUAGUCUCCACUACUCGAUCUCCAAUUAUACUUUCGAUCGAAGAGACUCAGAUCUGAUAAACCUUCGCACAAACAUGAUUCAAAUAAAUAUCAGACCAAAGCAUUUGUAAUCUGCGACCACAAAUAAGAUCAGACCAGAUCUGCGACGCACGUAACCUGGUUAGAUUGAUGUGUUGAUUGCUAUUUAAUCAACACUACCAGCGCAGCACCAAUCAAAAGUUGCGUUCGUGGGCGAACGCAGCUUUUCAAAAUCGUGGGGUUUUGUGGGCAAGCGUUUCCUUCGCUCCCUUCCCCCUCCCCCCUCAUUCCUUUUUUUUUUUUUGCUCUCGUCUCAGCUUUCUCGACGAACUCGCGCGGAAACGCUUGCUGUGCAGGCUAACGAACUUUAGGAAGUGGCUCAAAUCUUGUUAUUUUAGCUUUGUCAACAAAUUCUCACAUAAAAGGCAUUUCUUUUGUAGUCAAUCUGUUACAUUUGAAAGAGUUGUACUUAGAACAUUGUAUAAAUAUUGAUGAUGCGGUAGCCAUUAGUGUUUUGAGUUGCGAUGCUCAUUUACAAGCUCUGGAGACUCUUAGUUUAAGAAUGUGCGAACAGUUCGACUCUGAGGAGUUGAUUGCUAUUGCACUCAGCCAUCCUAGUCUUCGAAUAUACAAGAUAGAUGGUUGUUGUAAUGUCGAUGUCCUUUCAUAUGUUAGAAUUUUAAACUUCCCACGGUUGUCAUUGUCAGAGUUUGACAUGACACCAGAUUUAGACUGUCAUACCAUAGAAGAAUGGAAUUACCUAGAAAACAUGUUUGGUGAACUAAGACUG
Messenger RNA from Porites lobata, 2102 nucleotides. The record is from the annotation of a GenBank genome assembly. Lineage: Eukaryota; Metazoa; Cnidaria; Anthozoa; Scleractinia; Poritidae.